AUGUCAGACGAUAGUUCUGGUGAUGAAGAUAUCAAGUUUCGACCAGCCCCCAUCAGAGCGGAACAACCGACAUCUGUUCAACCAGAAAAGCGUCAACCAGCGGAAGUUGUUACUCUAGAUGCAAUUGUUCUAAAUAUUUAUAUUAAAUUUGACAAAGAUAAACAUGUCGAAGCAUUAGUAAACGAAUUAAUGAUGCCAAAUGUUCAUCUUCCAAAAGGUCCCGAUGGAAAGCAUGUUUCGAUACUUCAUCAAUAUGCACUCGAAUCAACACGUGAAUCAAUCGAUAUGAGUAAUCAAAGCGAGCGUUUGACCUAUCAGCCGAAUUUAUUUACACGAAAAAAUGAUGCAUUUGGACCGUGGAACUUCAAUUAUUUACUCACACUGUUAGCACUCGAUUAUCAAUGUGAUCAAACGGAUCGAAAUCAAUUUCCUCCUGUAUGGAAAACGAAUUCGGCAACAAAAGUUCGAGUAAAUAUUAUCAAAUACUAUCAAAGAAAUAUGGCCAAUGCGACUACAACUCAAGCUUCAACAACACCUUCUGAGAAACAAAAUGAUGCCACUCUCGAAGGUUUCUUUAAAAUUAUUUGUCGACAAAAUCAACGCAAUGAAAACAAUGCUAAAACUUGGCGGGAAGCUUUUGAAGCUGAAAGUAUCGCUACUGUUGAUCAUCUUCGAAAUGCAGUGGCUAAUGAAAAAGCUUGGGAAAGUAUUCAAUCGGUCAAAUACAUAGUUAAACAAAUGAUAAGAGAUUAUGUACAAAUGAAUGAUCCUUCGACGCUAUUGAAUCCGACAGCAAAUAUUUACGAAGAUUCUGAUGCGACAUUAUUCGGAGAUAUUCAUCGAAUUCGACGUUAUUUUCAUCAUAUUACUAAAACAGCAAAAUAUAUUAGUUAUCUUGAUCAUCGUGCUGUCGAUAUGGCUAUUGUUGAAAUACGAAAAACCUAUGAUGAUGAUGGAAAUGUAUUAGACAAUAUUCAUGACUAUUUGAGAACAUUUUGUCUAAAAGAUAGAACAAUUGAUAUGGAAGCCCAUGAAAAGAGAAGACAAGAAUGGACUGAUGAAAAAGAAAAAUUGAAAAGAGAGAAUGAAAAACUUCGUAAAGAAGUUUCAGUACUUGAACAAGAGGCUAAAGGAGCACGAACACAAGUUGAAGUGUAUACAAAACGAUUAAUAAAUGCAGAAAAAGAAAAACAAAGUGUCUUGACUGAAGCCGAAAGACUAACCACCAAAGCAGCCACUUUAGAUCGAAGUACAGCAUCGGCAACUUGGUCUACACAACGAGAACAGGCAAAAGAAAAGAUCAACAAAGCGAACAAGGGUGUUCAAACUGCGAAGGAUCUACUUGAACGAGCACAAGCUAAACUGGCAGAACAUACGGAACCAAUGCGUCGAAAGAAAAAUACAAUUGUUGAAAAUGAAGAAAAAAUUCGAAAUCUCGAAGCUUUUCUAAAAGUCAAUCCAGAAGAAGCACAAAAAAAAAUAAAAGUCAAAUUUGGAAGAGGAUUGCUACUCUAUGGACCGCCAGGAACAGGUAAAUCUGAACUAUUAAAACGUGCAGCUACAUUUGCCGGUAUUACAAUGACAACAACAGCUCUAGCUGCUGGUGAAUUGAAUCGUCCAUAUGUUGGUGAAACUGAACGAUUACUUGUUGAUAUAAUGUAUCGAUCGAAUACAAUUCCAUAUUUGAUUUGUGCAAUGACAAUUGAUGAAAUCGAUGGACUUGUUCCAAAACGAACAAAUAAUGCUCAGCAAUCAAAAGUUGAUGGAAUUAGUGUUUUACUAUCUCAUAUUGAAGGUGUAAAAAAUAUUCCAAAUUUAAUUGUACUUGGCGCAACUAAUCGACGAAAUAUGAUGGAUGAAGCAUUUCUACGUCGUAUGCAAGCGAAAUGUUUUGUUGGUCGACCAUCACCACAAAUUCGAAAGAAAAUGCUUGAACCAUUAUUAUCUGUCGAUGCAAAUAUAUUUACUAGUAAAUGUAUGGAUUUUCUUGUGAAAAUAACAACAAAUUUUAGUGGUGCUGCUGUUGGUGCACUUAAAUCAAGCAUUAUUGUUGCCAUGGAUACUUAUCAAGCUUCAGGUUUAACGGAAAAGAUAUUUCUUGAUUUAGCUGAUAAUGCAGCACGAGAAUUUAGUUGUUGGUUUAGCUUUGGAACGUUACCAGAAAUUUGUCGUCUUUAUCCAAAUAUAUUUUCAUCAAAUGAUCAACAAGAAAAAUAUUCACUCAAAUUACCGAAUAGUUUUCCAACAGGUCGUAUUCUUGUUGAUUUACAAGAUCGAAAGUGUUUGAUUGAAUUAAAAGAUGAAGCAACAGUUGAUGAUGAUUUAGAUUUCGAAGAAACAUCAACAAUGACAUUACUUUCAAGAUUUAUUAACGGUUGUUCAAGUCGAAAUAUAGAUACAAUUCAAAUAAUUGAUUUGAAUUUUCUAACAAAAAAUAAUGCAUUCGAAGAAAGUCAAAUAUUUGAAUUGUUAACAACUACAUUCGAAGGUAAGCAAUUAUGA
Messenger RNA from Rotaria sp. Silwood2, 2502 nucleotides. The record is from the annotation of a GenBank genome assembly. NCBI's taxonomy places the organism in Eukaryota, Metazoa, Rotifera, Eurotatoria, Philodinida, Philodinidae.